AUGCGCACCACGCAAACACGCAGCCUGAUUUGUAACCCAGCCUUACCUACCAACUGCGUCUCACGUCGUAGACUUUUUAUCAUUGCGAUAUUGUUUGCUUCGCUUCUCCUACGUGUUCCAUCGAAUAGACCAGCAGCAAUGUCGUCGGAAACUAGUCCUCUCUUACCGCAGCAGCAGACAACGAACGAACCACCCGACAUCCCCAGCACAGAAGGCCCCAAGACAAGGACGCGAAGCCAAUGGCCAUGGCUCUACGUAGUAGCAAUCCUCCUUCUGUUGGCCUUUGUAGCAGACAUGGCCGAGACGCUGCUAGUGGCCCCUCGAAUCCGCUUCAUCGAAGCAAUUGCAUGCUACCGCUACUACAAGAUCCACGACCCUAGUGUUAUCGGCCUGCACAGCCAUGUCCCCGAGGAGUUGUGCAAGAUUGACGAGAUACAGAGCAAGGUCAUGUCUAUCAUGGGUGGGCAGCUUUUUUUUGAUAGCAUCCCGUCCAUUUUGCUGCCAAUUCCAUACAGCAUGUUGGCCGAUUCGUGGGGCAGAAAGCCGGUGCUUACGCUCGGACUGGUUGGCUGCGUGCUUUACAUGCUCGUUUUCAUGUUCCUGGCUGGCCUAUCGGGUCUCCCGCUUGAGCAAUCUUGGCUUUCGGCAUUGUGUCUCAUCAUUGGCGGCGGCCCGUCUGUCGCCACAACGUGGUUGACGACAAUGGUUGCCGAUGUGGUGCCGCCGCAGCUGAGAAGUACAGUCUUCUUCUACCGAUUUUGCUGUGAUCAAGUGUCUGAUCUUCUCAUGCCUCCCGUUACUGCCGCGCUGAUGGCGCAUGGCGUAUGGCCGCCACUGUUUGUUGUUGUGGCGCUUCAAGUUAUCACCGUCCUGGUUAGUCUUGUUUUGCCCGAGACUUUGCCCAUCCCAGAGGACAAAGGCGUCUCUGAUCCAUCGGAAGAGGAUGUCAGCAGCAACCACGAUGCGCAAGGCUCAAAUAGCAAAGGUGUUUCUUUGCUUGCUAGCUUGACGGAGUCGUUUGCGUCAUUCAUGCGAGAUCGCACUGUAAUGCUACUGGUGUUUACGUUUCUUAUAUCGAGACUAGGCCGCCAGACAAAUGCGGUGGUGCUUCUCCAAUACGCAUCCAAAAAGUACGGAUGGAGCCUCUCCAAGGCGGGGUUACUGGUAUCCAUCCGUGCUGCCGUGAACAUUGUGUUGUUUGUAAUCAUUUUGCCCGUCAUAGUCAACUUUCUUCUUCCAGGAAGGUCUGCAGCCACCAAAGAUCUCCUCGUUGGCAAGAUUAGCAUCCUUCUCCUUACACUCGGAGCUUUCAUUAUGUUCAAUGAGAACUCCGUACCCUGGCUGAUAAUAGGUUUGGUUGUGAGCACUCUUGGUGCGGGAUUCCCACCUGUAAUGCGCAGUUUAACUACCUCGCUGGUGGAGUUACAGAAUGACGGACAUGCAAGCGAUAUAGGCCGACUCUAUGCGUUGAUUGGCAUUAUGGAGGGCAUCGGCAAUCUUGUGGCAGGGCCCGGCUUGGCGUGGGCAUUCAAUCUUGGCAUGAGCUGGGGCAAGGCGUGGCUUGGGCUGCCAUAUGCACUGGCUACUGCACUCUUUGCGUGCAUCUGUGUUAUCGUGUUUUCUGUUCGUAUCAAUACUUGA
Messenger RNA from [Torrubiella] hemipterigena, 1641 nucleotides. Lineage: Eukaryota; Fungi; Ascomycota; Sordariomycetes; Hypocreales; Clavicipitaceae. The record is from the annotation of a GenBank genome assembly.